Lytechinus pictus (painted urchin) is the source of this 3728-nucleotide messenger RNA. Its product is annotated as sulfotransferase 1C3-like. Lineage: Eukaryota; Metazoa; Echinodermata; Echinoidea; Temnopleuroida; Toxopneustidae. Gene Ontology annotation, biological process: sulfation. The transcript is spliced from 6 exons. The record is from RefSeq and is a predicted model, not a curated record. Gene Ontology annotation, molecular function: sulfotransferase activity. Gene Ontology annotation, cellular component: cytoplasm. The coding region runs from base 161 to 1099 and encodes 312 amino acids.
AACUAGUUCAAAAGUUAUCCAGUCCAGUUACCACUUUGCGAGGUAUGCUAAAUGUAAGAUAGUUCAUUCGAAAGCUACACGCCAUUUUGAUCGCAGCGAUACUUUUGGUUCCUUCCAAAAAAAAAUCUAGGCCUAUUUAAAGUUAAACAGGUAACGAAAUAUGGCGGCAACAGAAUCUGUCAGCUCAGCUGCAAACACGGGAGAAAUUGAUAUUUUCCAUCAAUUCCUCGAAUAUAAGGGAGUAACCCUUAUUGCGAUGCAAAAGCCAGAAAUAUUGGAGGCUUUGCAGGACUGGGAGACGAAACCUGACGAUGUGUAUCUUGUUACCUAUCCGAAAUCGGGGACACAUUGGAUCUUCGAGAUCGUCUCCCUCAUCAAGAACGAUGUCGAGAUCGAAAAGAUCGACCGGAGACGUAUGGUGUACGCCCUGGAUCUCGCUCUCUCCCACAGCGCCGAGGGUCUCGCAACCAUAACGCCUGGCCACGAGAUGAUGGCCAAGUGGGAAUCCCCUCGUGUCAUGAGCUCGCACAUCCUUGAAGAGUUUGCGCCAGAACAGAUCAAGAAAUCAUCGAAGGUUAUUUACUUUUCCAGAAACCCCAAGGACGUGUUUGUUUCAUAUUUCAAGUUUGUUGGUCCUACUCUCCCUGCCGAGAUGGAAGGCAUGAAGGGGUUUCUCCCAUUUUUUCUUUCAGAGAAAAUGUUCGGGGGAAGUUGGUUCCGUCAUGUUAAAGGCUGGUUUGCACGGAAAGAUGACCCCAACGUCCUUAUAUGUAAAUACGAAGACUUCCACAAGGAUUUGAGAGGCAGCAUCAAGCGAGUUGCAGAUUUCCUCGAGCGCCCUCUAUCGGAGGAGAAACUCGAUAAACUCGUUGAGCUAACUGAAUUGAAGGGCAUGCAGAAAACGUAUCAACAAAUCGAAGAGAAUAUGGGGGAAGAAGGCAAGUCGGUCACACGGCUGUUUGGGCAACUGCCCUACUUACGAAAAGGGAAAGUGGGCAAUUGGAAAGAGAAUCUCACCGUGGCUCAAAACGAAUAUUUUGAUCAGGUCUACAAACAAGCGAUGGACGGGACAGAUAUUGAAUUCGAAUUCGAGUUGUAAAAGCAUAAAUAUGCAUUUGCUAUUUGGCGCGCUUUUAUUUGAUCUGUACACUGUUGCCGGUCAUUCUUGUUCUCAUACAUCGCUUUCAGCAGUCCAGUACUUCGCUGGUCCAGACCAGGCCGGGGCUUAGUCGUAAAUAUUUUAGUUUAAGAAUGGCGCGGAUAGCUCGCUCCAUACCCUGGGAUAUUUUUGAUGCUGCUUUCAGCAUCAGACCAGCUAUCUUGAAAGUAUAAUCAGUCAGUCCGCAAGCCCUGAAAAAGUAGCUUCUUUUAUCCAAGUGAUAUUCAUGACUAGAGGGUUUUUGCAUAGUUAAUGAGCUUGGUGCCAACCAAAACACCUCUUUUUAUUCGGCCAUUGCUGCUCUAAAUAUUGACCAAAUUUCAUGUUUUUGGUAUCUUUGUAAAGAAGAAGAAUCAUUCUUUCAGGUCAUGUGUUUGGAUUUUUAAAAGAAUGUUGUAAUAUAGGAAAAACUUUUGAUCUAAAACAUGAAACAAAAUAUUUUUUUUCAUGCAACAAAAGUUGUUGUUUUCACACUUAAUUUCUGUUUGGGCACAAAUGAUUUUUAAAUCAUGAUAAAGCUGAAGAUCUAAGCUUUAAUAUGAUAUAAUUUUAAUAAGAAGAUGUAUUUUAGAUGGGUCAGCAGCCAGCUUUUCAUAGGCCAAGUACAUUUUGCAGCUCAAAAACAAGAAUACUGCGCUCUGAUUGGUCAUAGAGCCACACACCCACGCAAAUUCCAAUGUUCCCCACACUGGGCCUCUGCUAGUCUAGUUCUAGACGAUUUUAAACGAAUCUAUUUGCACCACGAUAUAAUACGUUCUAUUCCGUGCGUACGCCCAGCCGAGUGUGCGCGCAAAACCGAGUACAGGUUCUCGGUUUUGCGCGCACACUCGGCUGGGCGUACGCACGGAAUAGAACGUAUUAUAUCGUGGUGCAAAUAGAUUCGUUUAAAAUCGUCUAGAACUAGACUAGGCCUCUGCAAGGUCACACUCACCAUGUGGUAAUCUCUUCAAAUUACCCGCGCCUGUUUGUUUUGAAAACAGUAUUCAGCCAAUCAGAACUCUGGAUUUUAUGUUACUCAGAAAUUUCAGAAAUCUCGUCUUGCAUCUUGAUGGAUAAAGCUGGCUGCUGACCCAUCUAAAAGAUGCCACAUAUCAAGAGUGACAUUGUAAGAAAGUAUAGAGUUUGAGCUUUCUGAUGAUAUAAAUAAUGUUGGUGCCUAAAACACAAAAUGUUGCACAAUUUGCAAGUGAAAACAGAGGAAGAAAAUUAUGUUUGAUGCAUCUUUUCAGGUAAAAAAUUCACUUAUUUAUCAAAAUAUUUCAUUCAAAAGAAAUGACCAAUAUAAAAGAGUAACAUUUACUCUUGCCCAUGGUACAAAAAUAAUCAAUAUUACUCAAGGAGAAAGUGGUUAAAUUCUUUGAGAAAGAAAGUCUCACAAUUCACGAGAUUUUGCAGGGACAUGAAUUCAGCCACGAGAGGACUUGGAUAAAUCUUGCUCAUUUGCUCAUUAACACAGGGGCUUGCGGACUGACUGUAAUAGCGUAAAAAAAAGUAACGCGUGUCUUCUACAGUUACUGAACGCUUGUGGUGCGGACUAUUUUAGUGCAGGCUUGGUGCGGACCGAAAACUCAUGAAUUACUGAAAACUGUAAAGUGUACAAACUCUACAACUGAACAGAUUGUUCUUACAAAAAUCAUACAUCGAAAGCAAAAUCCCAGUGAAAAGGGACUAAAUGGCAAGGUUAAAUGAUGUAUUUCAAAAUAACCUAUUUUCUGUAUAAAGAAAUAAAUUUCAUUGAAAAUAUCGUGUUUCAUAUAACAUUUUUCUUCCAAAAAUUUUGUUCAGAUCUGACAACGUUCCUUGAAUUCGAUUGGCUGUGUAUAGGUAUAUAGAACUUGAUAUUGAUCAUGGGGGCAGAGCGUUCUAGAAAUACAGCAUAUGUUUUAUUGCAAUGAUACAUGUUUCAAUUUCUCCAUGUUUAUGAUGAUUUGUUAAUAGAGUUACAUGACAUUUUUCAAAUAGAUGGAAAUCUUCUCCUUCCAAACAAACGAUACUUUGAGAAAAUGCGACUUAAAUUAGCCAAAAAAAUUUUUUAUUCAUAUUAUACCUAUAUUACAUUUCUGUUUCACGCAAUAUUAUCAUUUAGCAAAAGGAUAGAUAACUGUUUUCAAUUGCAACGAUGUGUAGUUAAAAAUUCAAUUGAGCACUGAUUUAAUGCAUCAUGGACCUAACAUGAUUGCACUCCGAUUUAUAUGUAUAUAUUGUACAAAGCUAUUCGCCUGAAGAUUUAUAAUUAACACAUAACAACUCAACUAGCGAUUGUUCAGGCCUUUGUGGAUAAUGUGUUUGUGAUUAAUAAAGGGAUCGAAUUGAAACAUAAUAAGGAAAAUAAUCAAUACAUUCCUUCUCAGACUUUUUUUUCUUCUCUUUUGAAGGGGGUUUUAUUAGAGCGAUUCGUCUAUUUAUGAAGAUAUAUUUUACUCCACUCAUUGGGUCGUAUUGUACCUUGAUGCAUUUUUUUAUAUCACUUUUUAUGUUAAGCAAAUCAUAUGAAGGUAUCAACUGUUAUGUUUUUUUACCACAGCUUCUUGUUUAUAAUGAUUUAUGAAUAAAUAUUUGUUUUUACCAA